Vitrella brassicaformis is the source of this 3292-nucleotide messenger RNA. The record is from the annotation of a GenBank genome assembly. NCBI's taxonomy places the organism in Eukaryota, Vitrellaceae.
CGCAAUCUGAGAUUCAGAGAGCCACCUGGUGCGUAUCCACACCCGUCUCACAUCGCCAUCCGUCCGUCCAUCCAUUCAUCAAGUCACCUUCUCCGGACUCUCACACGCACACACGGGCAACGGCAACGGAAGAGCCCGUUGGCAGAGGAAGAGUAAUCAAUAUACAGCCACAUCCAUCCAUCCAUCCAUGGGCUGGCGGAGAAUUGAGAGUAAUCUACAGGCAGGAAGGGGGAUCCCAAGCAAAGCCAGAAUGAGAGAGGGAGGGAGGGACGCCAUGAGCAGCAGCAAUAAAACGGAGGUCUGUCUGCCUGUCCGUCUGCAUGGGUAGCAAGCAAGCACCAAAGACCUCGCCCAUCCCAUCCGGUCUCUCCACUCUCACACCCAAAAACACCCAUCCCUCUCCCUCCCCUCCCCUCCCCCUCUCUCUGCCUCUCUAUUCAUUCAAAAGAAAGUUCGUUCGGCAACAGAGAGAGGGGAAUGAGUGCCAGCCGCCAUCGACAUCAGUACGAGCAAUAUCACGAACAAGAGAGUGAGUGGUAGUAACAAAUACGCCGUGCGUGCUGAGCUGGACCAUGCCAUCCCAUGCCAUGCAGUGCCGGGCAUAGACUGCCUUGCUGCUCUCACCACCUCAACGUGCAUUUCGCACGUCCGCGAGAGCAUCCGGCCGCCUGCCUGACCUCACCUGACCUCACCGCCAGGCUAGUCACUUGGCCCUCUAAUUUAGCUCUGUCGCUGACACGCCUACGCCACGUAGCAAAAACCCACUCAUAACAUGAUGUGGGCGACAGUGGCGGGUGGUCAGAGACAGAGAUGGGGAGAGCGAUCGAGGACGGGCGCCAAACUGGGCGCCGGACAGACAGACUGACUAGCCCAGCACACGGCUGGCCAACACGCCAUAGCCAUCCAGCAGCCAGCCAGCCAGCCAGUCAGCCAGCACGAAUGAACCCUCCCCUCCCUCCCUCCCCCGCGUGUGUCGUGGACCAACACACGCAUUGUCCCAUCCCUUUCUCCCUUCCUCUCUCCUCCCCUGUACAGCAGAGAGAGGCCCCCCACCCACCCCAACACGCCCACCCCAUACACACCCAUAUACACCCGACUGACAGAUCGACGAAAAAACGCCAACCAAUCUCACCCAGACUCUCACUGCACAACCGCCACCUGCACGGGCGCUCGCCUGAGCAGCUUCUCAGUGGCGAUGGACUGCCUGCCCGUUGGGAUGAAGGGCACUGACGGCUCCCUCGCCGGCAGGGGGAUGGCCGGCAGACCCGGCGACAGCUCGGGGGUCUCAUGUGUGUCGUGGUGCGACUCGACGUGGUAGACGUCGUUGUCGUUGACGGUGAGGGGGUUGGUGUAGUUGGACCACCGCAGCUUCUCUGAGAGGGGCUGCGCCGACUGGGCCGACGGCAGGAGGUGCCUGCCGAAGAAGUCGACGAUCUCGGGGUGGUACCGGGGGACGCGAUAGGCCUGCACGUGAGCCUGCUCGUGCCAGAACGUCUAAUAGAGAAUAGAGUGAGUGAGACAGACACAGCAAGGGAGGGGAGAGAAUGCAAUGCACACUGGGUCUGUCUGUAUGGUGUGGUGUGUGUGGGCGGCUGCUUUGUACCUGGUAUGGUGCGAGGUUCUGUUGUUCUGCGGGCGGUGUUUGUGUCCUGUUGCGCAUGACGGCCUGGUGGAUGACCUCGGCAUGCGAAAAGGGCACCAACAGGUCCGUCCGGCCGUGGGCAUGAUGCAGCGGGAUCUGCGUGGAAAAAUGAACCACAGGCAGCCAGACAGACAUGGGAUCGUGUGAAUGGAUGGUGGAUGGACUGAAUGGUCAUAAUACGUGUGAGUACCAACCUUGAUGUUGGAAAUGAUGUGCAGUGUGUUGACGGCGUCCACGUCGAAUGGCGCCACGACGCCGAUCCAGAACCAGAUGUACUGCAGCAACACCGGCGGCACCCACGAACCAAACUGACGCACACGACAUGGCAUGGCAGACAGCAUCCACAUCCACGGGAACCGUCGCGUUUCGGUCAUCUCUCUGUUUAUGUGAUGUGCCGUGCUUUCCUACCUUGAGAGUGAACCAGCUUUCGAAGGCCCACUGGGCCAAGGCGAAUGGCGAAUCAACCACCAGCGCCCUGCACAUCAGCCAACCAGCAACCAUGACAACAGGCGGCCACCCUUCCCUCCCUCCCUCCCUCCCUCCCUCGCUGCCUCUUACUUGACUCGAUCUCCGUGAGGGUUCCUGGGGAAGUUGUGUGCCGUCGCGAAGAGGGAGGCCACGCCGCCCAUCGACUCGCCAAAGAUGCCAAUGUUCUCACACUGUUUCUCUCGGGCGAGGAACCUGACAGCGGCCGUGACGUCGUGGCUCUCCUCGAAGCCCAAAGACACAUAUGGCGUGUCGCCGCUGCGGCCGUGGUUGCGCAUGUCGACCGUCAACACGUGGAAGCCGGCCUGCACACAAAAUGGUUAAAUGGAUGGAUUAGCGCACAAGACGGUGGGUGCAUUUGCAAUAGGUACCGUACCUGCCACAGCGGCGCGACUGCCUUGGACAGGACUGACUUUGUGCGUGUCCUUUUGUUGCUGCUCCAGAGGUCACGGGCCAUGUUCUGCCCAUGGCCGUGGAUCACCGCCACACACGCCUUCGGACCUUCCAGAGGGGCAUUCGGCGACAUAAAAUACCACCCUGAUCAAAGAGAGCAGAGAGCAGAGAGGUAUCACAUCACAUGCACGUGCGCCCAAGCAUGUUGCUCACUCACCGGCCAGAUUGAUGGCCUCAUCGACUUCAGGGCUCCUAACGCUGACGACAGUCACAUUCUCCCAGUGAGCUAUCCCACACGACGCCAACGGAUCACUGCACGCAGCAGCAGCAGCAUAUACACACCCACCCACACCAACCAGUGCAGUGCCGUCCGCUUCUUUCUCGCAUCGCCUUCCUUGCCCUGCCUGCGCCCUCCCUCCUUCUCUCUGACUGACGUGUUGUAAGGUUUGUGUCUUGACUGGUACAGCAGCAAGCAGGCCGGGGCGAAGCCCACCAGGACAGAGAACACAGCAAGAGCGAUGGCGAAGCAGACCACCACCCAGUCGGUGUAGAACUGCUCGCCCUUCUUACGACGCAGUCGAGGACGCCGCCAGCGCAGCCUCGCCACACCCUUGAGUGGCGUGCGGCUGGUUGUUGACGACGUCGGCACAUCUGAUGCCGACGCCGACGCCGACGUGUAAUCGGACGCCUCGUCUGUCGUGGAGGUCAUAGUUGAGUCCACACAGGCAGAGGCAGACCGCUUUUUCAUUCGAACACGAUCGCACCAGAUUG